GCUGGUAUCGUCACGAAGCUCCAUCAACAGGGACUGCGACACACCCGGACCCUUGUUCCUCAGCAUGGCCCCACCAACCGACACAUGGGCGACCUUUGGCUCCCUGGCCUCUCCACCCACACCUGGAAUGGGCUCAGUGGUUCUGGACUUCACGAUGACUCAUCCCUACAACAGCAGCGGCAGCCCCGUCGGACUUUCUGCGCUCUCCGGCCCCGCCCAACAGAAGAUUUCCGAUCAUCGCGCAAGUUAUGGUACCCAUCACCCGCCGAAGGCCUUUCUUCCCUUCACUGCAGGUACGGAUGGUCUUCUUCAUGCUGACGCUUUGCGGUUUCUCUGGUACCUGGCGGAUCAUGC
This is a messenger RNA of Guillardia theta CCMP2712, 354 nucleotides long. RefSeq lists its product as hypothetical. The transcript has a single exon. The record is from RefSeq and is a predicted model, not a curated record. The annotation marks the transcript as partial. Lineage: Eukaryota; Cryptophyceae; Pyrenomonadales; Geminigeraceae.